GGCCGGGCGCGGCGGCGGCGGGUGCGGCGGGGGCCGGUGCUGCGGGGGCUGCGCGCGCGCCAUGUCGGGGCGCUCGGUGCGGGCCGAGACCCGCAGCCGCGCCAAGGAUGACAUCAAGAAGGUGAUGGCGGCCAUCGAGCGCGUCCGCAGAUGGGAGAAGAAGUGGGUGACGGUGGGAGACACGUCCCUGCGGAUAUUCAAGUGGGUGCCGGUGGCCGACAGCAAGGAGAAAGAGAAAUCCAAAUCAAGCAGCAGCACUGCUCGAGAACCCAAUGGCUUCCCAGCUGACACUUCUGCCAACUCCUCCCUCCUCCUGGAGUUCCAAGGUGCUGUUUCUGCAGAUGAGAACAGCAACCAGAGCUCCCUGUCCGAUGUGUACCAGCUCAAGGUGGACAGCAGCCCCAACUCCAGCCCCAGUCCCCAGCAGAGCGAGUCCAUGAGUCCUGCCCACACGUCCGACUUCCGCACGGACGACUCGCAGCCCCCCACCCUGGGGCAGGAGACCCUGGAAGAGCCCUCCCUGCCUUCCUCAGAAGUGGCAGACGAGCCUCCCACUCUCACAAAGGAAGAGCCAGUCCCCCUUGAGACUCAGGUAACUGAAGAGGAGGAGGACUCCGGUGCGCCGCCUCUGAAGAGAUUUUGUGCCGACCAGAACUCUGUGUGCCACACGGCCUCGGAGAGCUGAGCCUGCCCGGCCCGGCACCCUCGCCAGCCCCUCGCAGAGCUGCCUGGCCCCCGGCACCGGCGCUUCCCCCCAGCCUGCCCCUUCCCCAGCGUCGGGGCUCCCACCACUCGCAUCCAGCCCGCCCUGCCCUGCCCUGCCCUGCCCGACGGAUGGGGCCACCGCCAGUACCUGCGAAUCUGCCUCUAUUUAUUGGCUCCCUCUCUCCCUGCUCCGUGCCCUCGAGCUGUGGGGCUCCGCUGGGUGGGCUGCACGCGUGGGGUGGGGGGUUCUCCAUGGGGCUCCCUGCUCUCCUGUGGUCCCUGGGGUCUGGCAGAUGCUGUUUGCCUGCUCGUGGCUGCCCUGCCUGCCCUUCCCUGGGCGCUGGGAACGGGAGAGCCGCUUCCCGCCUGCUCCAGGUGAUGUUUCCACUCUGUGGUGGGUGCAGGCGGUGCUGGGGGUGGGGGGUGGUAGGGGGAGGCCGGCAGGGACCCGCUGGGACGCUGUGCAAUAAGCUGCUGGUUUAAGCCAUUGGUGUUGGGAGAGAGGGGAGCGCUUUCCCCUCCCGGAGGGCAGGUACUGGCCGGCCUUGGCUCUGCCCCCCGGGAGCCGGCAGAGCAGGGGGAGCUGCUGCCCUGUGCCGGGGGUCCCUGCCCCUCUUACCCGCCGCCCCCGGCACGGGGAAGGACGCGCGGCAGGUGCCGGAGCCCCCGGGAAGCGCUCCCGGCCCGGGGCUCUGCUCCCCCCAAACCCCGCUGCCCCCCAGCCCCGCUCUCCCCCCGCCGCCACUGCAUGUCCCGCCCAGUCUGUGAUCCAGCCUGGCGAAGCCGAAGGCGCGGCCGCGCGUGGAAGUGGAAAGUUAUUUUAGCACUGAAUAGAAUAUUUUUAAAAUUAAACUAUUUGAAAUACA
Molecule: messenger RNA, 1571 nt
Organism: Pseudopipra pipra
Lineage: Eukaryota; Metazoa; Chordata; Aves; Passeriformes; Pipridae
Gene: BCL7B
Product: BAF chromatin remodeling complex subunit BCL7B
Exons: 6
Coding region: 62-685 (207 amino acids)
Source: RefSeq, a predicted model, not a curated record